AUGAUGGCGUUGAUGCCCGUGAACUGCUGGAAGAUCUGGAGGAGCACGGCGAUGACCAGCUGGGGCCGGUUCCGGCGCUGGAGCAGGUUGCGGAACGGGUGCUUCACCUCCUGCGCGAUCCGGCUCGCCUCCACGAUCUCGUUGAACUCCGGCUCCACGUUGUCGGUGCCGCGGAUGCGCUUGAGCACCGCCCUGCCCUCCUCCAGGUGGCCGCGCUCGAUGAGGCUGUUGGGGGUGUCGGUGACGAAGAGCGCGCCCAGGGUGAGCAUCGCCGCCGGGAUGCCGGCCAGCGACAGCGACAGCCGCCAGCCCCACGGGUGGAUCUUGCUCGUGCCGUAG
Messenger RNA from Triticum turgidum subsp. durum (durum wheat), 339 nucleotides. Lineage: Eukaryota; Viridiplantae; Streptophyta; Magnoliopsida; Poales; Poaceae. The record is from the annotation of a GenBank genome assembly.